Messenger RNA from Fulvia fulva, 6579 nucleotides. Its product is annotated as Non-reducing polyketide synthase pkbA. The transcript is spliced from 2 exons. Gene Ontology annotation, molecular function: phosphopantetheine binding; fatty acid synthase activity. NCBI's taxonomy places the organism in Eukaryota, Fungi, Ascomycota, Dothideomycetes, Mycosphaerellales, Mycosphaerellaceae. Gene Ontology annotation, biological process: secondary metabolite biosynthetic process; fatty acid biosynthetic process. The record is from RefSeq and is a predicted model, not a curated record. The coding region runs from base 1 to 6579 and encodes 2192 amino acids.
AUGGACAAACCAAGCAUGCUGGCCUUCGGGCCUCAAGAGCCAUGCCCAAACACCUCCACCAUGCAGCGGCUUCGCCAUGUCUUGCAAGACGACCCAGCCCUCCUCGAUAUGCAGCAAUGUAUCCAGGAUCUGCCAGUCUCCUGGAAUGUCCUCGUCGAGCAAGACGAGCGCUUAGGAGCCUUACCUGGCGCUGCCAAUGUAGCUGCUCUCAAGUCGUGGCUCCUGGACAGCAACAGCCACGAGAAGGCAGACGCUACUGCAAACCAGAUCACUAUGCCUCUGACCGUAAUCAUGCAUUUGGUUCAGUAUCGCCAGUACCUACAGCAGUUCUCGCAGACAACAUACUCCUCGAUCAUGCAGAAUGUUACUCAUGGUGGCGUGCAGGGCUUCUGCACCGGGCUUAUCAGUGCACACGCUGUCGCAACCAUGAAGUCUGCAAAAGACUUUGGCGCUUGUAGCUCUUCAGCCAUCAGGCUGGCGUUGUGUAUUGGUGCUCACGUUGAUCUCGAAUCGCUCAAGAAUGGCCAGCAGGUCGUGUCUGCCAUUGUACGGUGGUCGGGCGAUGAUGGUGGCAAGCAGGUCGAGGCCACUCUAGCACGCUACACCGAUGCAUACAUCUCCGUGGUCUCUGAUGUGUCUUCUGUCACAGUGACUGCCAACACCUCUGAUAUGGCCGCUAUCACAACAACACUUGCCGGAUGCGGCAUGUCUGUCAAAAUGUUAGCUCUGACCGGCAGCUACCAUAGCUCGAGGAAUGAGCACAUCGCAGCUCAGGUCCGAUCCUCCAUGGGGUUAGAUGGCAACUGUUAUUCACUGCCUGGACUUCUUGCUCCGGUCCGCUCAAACAGCACCGGCGACGUUCUCCCGGAGUCAAAUGCUAUCGGCUGCAUCAUCGAAGACAUUCUUUGCAAGCGAUCAGACUGGUACAACAAUAUGUCGAGGGCUGUGGAACCGAUCUCAUCAUGGCCCGAGGCCCGUACCACUAUAGUCGCUUUCGGAACUGUUGAGUAUAUGCCGUCGUUCAUCAAGUCAAGCUUCAUGGUCGCACCUCGACGUUUUUUGAAGGAAGAGGGUUCAUUCUCUUCGCCGAUCACUGCCGCCGGCGAAGACACUCUGCAUUAUCCUGAUCAUGCUGUCGCUGUCGUGGGACUCGCGUGCCGCUUCCCGGGCGCAGAUAAUCUCGACCAAUUCUGGGAUUUGCUCGAGUCUGGCAGAUCGAUGCACGAGCGUAUGCCAGCUGAUAGAUUCAAAACUUCCGACCUUCGAAGAUCGCACGACGGUGCUCCCUUCUGGGGCAACUUUCUGAAAGAAGUCGAUGCAUUCGAUCACCAGUUCUUCAAAAAGUCUAGUCGGGAAGCUGCAUCAAUGGAUCCACAGCAAAGACUUCUAUUGCAAUGUGCCUAUACUGCUAUGGAGUCCGCUGGUCACUUUGGCCCCUGGCCAGAACAGAGGGCCCGAGAUGUCGGUGUCUACAUCGGAGCCUGCUCGAACGACUACAAUGACAACGUCGCUUCGCACAACCCGACUGCAUACUCAACGUUGGGCACACUGAAAGCUUUCCUGACUGGUCGUAUCAGUCACUACUUCGACUGGACUGGACCAUCAAUUGUAUACGACACAGCUUGCUCUUCAUCUGCGGUUGCUAUCGAUGCAACAUGCAAGGCCAUCGCUUCAGGCGAAUGCAGUCAGGCUCUGGCUGGCGGCGUCUCUUUGUACACCUCACCGAACUUCUACCAGAACUUAGACGCGGCUUCUUUCCUAAGCCAAACAGGUCCGUGCAAGCCCUUCGAUGCCAGUGCCGAUGGCUAUUGCCGAGGCGAGGGUGUUGGGCUGGUGGUACUCAAGAGCCUCAAGAGCGCUCUGGCAGAUGGUGACGAUAUCCGCUGUGUCAUUGCAAGCACUGGCGUCAACCAGAACAGAAACUGCACCGGCAUUACUGUUCCACACGGUGGCUCACAAGCUGAGCUGUACCAGAAAGUCGUGUCGAAGAGCGGAUUUGAUGCUUCAGAGGUGUCCUAUGUGGAAGCUCACGGUACCGGUACGCCAGUCGGCGAUCCGAUCGAGUUUGAAAGCAUCACAUCGGUCUUCGCAAAGCACGGCUCAUCAAGGCAGUCGGCACUAUCCAUCGCCUCUGUCAAAGGCAGCAUUGGGCACUUGGAGGCCGCGGCAGGAGUGGCAUCGCUGAUCAAGGUCUGUUUGAUGUUUCAGCAUGCGAAUGUUCCACCACAAGCGAAUUUCUCCGAUACCAACCCGAAGCUCGCCAACGGUAUCUCUACACAGGUCAACAUACCGACCACUAUUCGCCCAUGGACCGCGCCACGUAAGAUUGCUUGCAUCAACAACUACGGAGCGGCUGGCAGCAAUGCAGCUAUGAUCGUGGCUCAAGCACCCGUUCAGACUUCUUCCACAAAGCUGCACAGAUUACCUCAUGGUGUCUCGUAUCCUAUUGUCAUUUCUGGCGAUGGUGUAGAUGCGCUACAAGCGAAUUGCCAGGCGAUCAAGACCUUCGCAGGCCGUCACCAAGACCGGACUCAAGCAUCCUUCAUUCCAAGUCUCGCCAACGCAUUGGGAAGCUCACAGAAUCGUGCACUAUCACACCAGGUCGUUGCAGUUCUACCAGCGUCGGGCGACAUUGAGCCAGCGCUAUCGAAGGCCCUCGCUGCACCGAUUCAAAGCCAGCAGUCAAAGCCCGUUGUUCUAUGUUUUGGUGGGCAGGUGAAGAGCUGUAUUGGCCUGGAUCGAGGCAUGUUUGAGUCUUGCCUUCUUCUACAAUCACACUUGCGGCAAUGCGACGAUAUCGUUCGUGGACUGGGCCACCCGAGCCUGUUUCCGAGCAUCUUCCAAACAGAGCCAAUCGAGGACAUCGUACAGCUGCACGCUAUGCUAUUUGCACUGCAGUACUCGUCCGCCAAAGCAUGGUUGAACUGCGGUCUACAGGUAGAUGCAGUCAUUGGGCACAGUUUUGGGCAGCUGACUGCUCUCACUGUCGCAGGCGGCCUCAGCCUCGGAGAUGGCAUCACUCUUGUUUGCGGUCGUGCGCGCCUGAUCAAGGAGCUAUGGGGCCCCAAUUCCGGAGACAUGAUUGCGAUCGAGGCAUCUGCCCAGAGUGUCCAGAAGCUCGUCGCUGCGGUGGAAGCCGAAGGCGCGACGCUGGAGAUCGCGUGCUACAACGGACGUUCAAGUCACGUUGUUGUUGGCACAGCUUCGUCUAUUGAUGCCUUGGAAGCGAAGCUGCCCGGCACCGGCUUCAAGUGCAGGCGUCUUCCGGUCACACAUGGAUUUCACUCGGUCUUCACGGAGCCACUUCUGCCCCAGCUCCGAGAGCUAGCAGCCACUGUCAGCUUUCGUACGCCAUCUAUACCAUUGGAGACCUGCACAAAGGAUGUCAGCUGGACGAACGCUACUCCUAGUCUGAUCGCACAGCACACUAGAGAACCAGUGUUCUUUGUCAACGCUGUCGAAAGACUUUCACGUCGCCUAGGACCAUGCACCUGGGUCGAAGCGAGCACAGGAGCGUCAGCUCCAGCCAUGGUCAAGAGGGCUUUGGGAGACUCCUCGAGUCAUACUUUCAUCCAUGUACCGCUCGGAUCUGACAGCGCUUUGAGCCUACUCUCUACGGCUACAGCUGACCUCUCGCGGCAAAAUCACUCUGUACGUUUCUGGCUGACCCAUCCCAUUCAAAGACCUGCCUACAUGACCCUCAAUCUUCCCGGACAUCAAUUCCGUGGCACGAAGCACUGGCUUGAAUGGAAGGACAGCGCUACCACAGCACCUAUCACAAGGCAGUCCGAAUUCCCUGCGGCCCAACAAAAGCACGAGUUGUUGACGUUCCAGCGCAAAGACCAGUCCACGGCGACCUUCACUAUUGAUCCAAUUAGUGAAGAGUUCAAGAUACUCGUGGAAGGGCACGCAGUGCUUGGGCAGCCUCUCUGUCCCGCUCCGCUCUACACUGCACUGGCGCUGCAGGCCGUCAGCAUACUUGCUGCACGAAUUGACAACCAAGCCCCAGAAGUACAAGACCUUCGGAUCAACUCGCCACUCGGACUAGACACGUCUCGCGAGAUCAAGCUGAUCGUAGGCAAUAUCGACAAAACAGACAGAUGGCCCUUCACUGUGCAAAGCUCGGCAGGGAUUGGCAACACCCGCUCUCAUGCUCAAGGCGUCCUUACCUUUUCAGCUUCGCAAGGAAGUCUCGGGUCAAAACUGGCGACCUUUGAACGGCUUACUGGUUUCAACAGGAUACAAGCGUUGUUGGAACAACCGGAAGCUGAGGUUCUGAAAGGACGUACCACAGUCUACAAGGCAUUCUCCAAAGCCGUCACCUAUGCUGCUUACUACAAGGGUGUGCAAGCUGUCUACAGUCAUCAACAAGACGCUUGCGGCCUCAUUACUGUUCCGAAGGACGAAGACCGCAUCAAGAACCCCAAGCUUGGCAUACCUGUGCUUGUCGACAACUUCUUCCAGAUUGCAGGACUCCACAUCAACAUUCUUAGUGAAUUGCCUGACCAUCAGAUCUUCGUGUGCACCCAGACGGAGCGUUUGAUCUACGGUGCCGGUCUGUGUGCGUCGCCGGGCUCAAAGUUUGCAGUCUACGCCACCGCUUCACGUACAGAUAAGGAAGCCAUCUAUGACAUCGUGGUUUUUGAUGCCGUCACGAGAUCUGCUGUGUUCGUGGCUGUGGGAGCACACUUUCACCGAGUGGCAGUAGCUGGGCUGCGCAAGGCGCUUGAGGGCGUCAAUCAGGUCGCACCACAGAUCGCGCCUGGCAACGCCGUGGAGCAGAACGACAGCUCACUUUGCCCAGAGUCACUCGACCAGCCAGUAUUGACGGCAUUGCAGACGUCCUCUCCAGCUCCACCGGCCACACGUAGGUCAUCGGUGCCGUCGGUGCUCGUGCAGCCAGCCGUGCCUAGCGUGAACUUCUUUUCAAAGGUCAGCAGUCUCUUGAACAAAGUGUCUGACAUACCUGUGGCGUCUAUACGACCAGAGUCCUCGCUUGAUGAUCUUGGUAUUGACUCUUUGAUGGUCAUGGAAGUUCAGUCGGAAGUUCAAUCGCAGUUCAACAUCAACAUUCCCACGAAUGACUGGCCUUCUCUUGACACCCCCGGCAGAUUGGCAGAGUACCUAUCUCAGCAGAUUCCAGGCGCUACUCCGGUGACCGUUAACAUAAGAUCUCCUGCAGUUGACCAGGACUCGUCCGAUAAGACGUCUGAAAACGGCUCUGUCACUUCAUCGAGCGAGAUUGACUCUAGCUAUCCUGGGACUGGAGCCACCACACCCGGAGUCUUUGAGACUAACGAGCCAGAAGAGUUAGUCACUCCCCCCAAAUCUACAGCCUCUAUUGGCUCUCGCGCUCAGCGCUCGUUCCUGGAAGUGCAAGGCACGUACGAUUCGUUCGCUGCGCAAGAAGGUUUCAGCGGGUUCUGGUCAAAGGUCUAUCCGACUCAAAAACGCCUCACACUAGCUUACGUGGUAGAGGCCUUCGCACAGCUCGGCUGUAAUCUCUCAAGUAUCGUGUCUGGGCAAGUCCUUCCUACCAUCACAUACCUUCCCGAGCACGCGAGCUUGGUCCAGCAGCUAUACAAAAUACUGGAAGACGCUGACCUCAUCUCCAAAAAGCAUGGCAUAUUCUGCAGAUCGGAGGUCUCAAUGGAUCCAACGCCAGCAUCGGAGAUCCUGGACCAUAUCAUUGCGGCCUUUCCACGGCUCACAGACGAACAUAGGCUCCUGGCAGUCACUGGCUCCCGUCUUGGUGACUGUCUAGCUGGGAAGGCCGAUCCGCUGCGUCCACUCUUUAUGGACAAGCAGAAUAAGAAUCUCCUAGAGAAUGUCUACACCAACGGACCGAUGUACAAGGCUAUUACUCGUCUGCUCGGUGUUUAUCUGCUGUCAACAUUCUCGCAAUCAGAUGUCACUCAACCUAUCCGCAUCCUUGAGAUAGGCGGCGGAACAGGAGGCACUACGAAACACAUCAUAAGUCUGCUGGAAUCUCAAGGCCUCGACUUCGAGUAUAUCUUCAGCGAUCUUUCCCGCGGCUUGGUCACUAAUGCGGAAAAGAAGUUCGCCUCUCACCAAAACAUGAGAUUCAUCACCAUGGACGUCGAGAGCCCACCUUCAACCGAGCACCUGGCGAAGUACGACUUGAUCUUGUCAACAAACUGCAUCCAUGCCACCAAAGAUCUGAAGCGGACAGGCCAGCAUAUGCAGCAAAUGCUCAAGCCAGGGGGGUUCGUGUGUCUUGUGGAGUUCACACGAAACAUCUUCUGGUUUGAUCUAGUCUUUGGGCUGCUAGAUGGCUGGUGGCUCUUCGAAGAUGGCCGCGAGCACGUUCUAGCUGACGAGCAAUUCUGGGACCGGAGCUUGCGUACUGCAGGGUUUGGGGAAGUGAAGUGGACUGGUGGAGACUCUGAGGAGUCGCAAACACUGCGAAUCAUCACCGCGUUCAAGUCCAGCUCAAUGUCAGCGAUUCCAGCUCCAGUACGCGCAACUACAACCCAACACCGUGCGGUGGAAGCAAGCUGGCGAUAUCGAUCUCAUGGCAGACAUUUACCUCCCGAGGGAAUGCAGCAAUGCUGGUGA